CAGACCUUCAGCCCUCCAAACCUGUCUAUCCUCUCUUUGAAUUUCCCGUCUCUCACUAUCUGUUCCCACAGAGGAAAGGGUUGGAAAAUCAAUAACAAAAACUUUGGGGGUGUUUUUGAAAGAAUCAUAAACAUGCCGGCCGUCGGUGGAAUUGUCGUCGGGAGUGGCCAAAAGGAGUAUCCCGGCAAACUCACUCCCUUCGUCACUGUGACGUGUAUCGUCGCCGCCAUGGGCGGUCUCAUCUUUGGCUACGAUAUCGGAAUCUCCGGUGGGGUGACGUCAAUGCCGUCGUUCUUAGAGAAGUUCUUCCCGAAAGUGUAUCGGAAACAGCAGAAGGAGAAGUCGACGAACCAGUACUGUCAGUACGACAGCCAGACCCUGACGAUGUUCACUUCGUCUCUGUACCUGGCGGCCCUCGUCUCCUCCCUCGUCGCCUCCACUAUCACCCGUAGAUUCGGGCGGAGGCUGUCGAUGUUCUUCGGCGGUGUUCUGUUCUGUAUCGGAGCCCUCAUCAAUGGCUUCGCCGAACAUGUCUGGAUGCUCAUCGUCGGUCGUAUGUUGCUCGGUUUCGGUAUCGGUUUCGCCAAUCAGUCAGUGCCACUGUACCUGUCGGAGAUGGCACCGUACAAAUACAGAGGAGCACUGAACAUAGGGUUCCAGCUGUCGAUCACCAUCGGAAUCCUCGUGGCCGAGGUCCUGAACUACUUCUUCGCCAAGAUCCACGGCGGCUGGGGAUGGCGGCUCAGCCUCGGCGGAGCGGUGGUCCCCGCCCUUAUCAUCACCGUCGGAGCUCUGGUCCUACCCGACACUCCAAACUCCAUGAUCGAACGCGGCAAACACGACAAAGCCGAGAAAAAGCUCCGGCGAAUCCGCGGCGUUGAUGACGUCAGCGAAGAGUUCAACGACCUGGUCGCCGCGAGCAAAGCAUCUCAGAUGGUGGAGCAUCCAUGGAGGAAUCUUCUGAGGAGGAAAUACAGACCGCAUCUGACAAUGGCGAUCAUGAUUCCGUUUUUUCAGCAGUUGACAGGGAUUAACGUUAUUAUGUUCUACGCGCCAGUUCUGUUCAACACGAUCGGUUUCACGACAGAUGCUUCGCUCAUGUCCGCAGUCGUUACUGGCUCUGUCAACGUUGCUGCAACUUUGGUCUCUAUCUAUGGCGUCGACAAGUGGGGAAGAAGGUUUCUUUUCCUCGAAGGCGGGACCCAGAUGCUCAUCUGUCAGGCUGUGGUUGCGGCAUGCAUUGGAGCCAGGUUCGGGAUAGAUGGAACACCAGGGGAGCUUCCGAAAUGGUACGCCAUCGUGGUGGUGACGUUCAUAUGCAUAUACGUAGCGGGGUUCGCAUGGUCAUGGGGACCGCUCGGAUGGUUAGUGCCGAGCGAGAUCUUCCCGCUGGAGAUACGGUCGGCGGCGCAGAGCAUAAACGUGUCGGUGAACAUGAUCUUCACCUUCAUCGUGGCUCAGAUCUUCUUGACGAUGCUCUGCCAUCUGAAAUUCGGGCUCUUCUUGUUCUUCGCCUUCUUCGUGCUGGUGAUGUCGAUAUUCGUGUACGUGUUCUUGCCCGAGACGAAAGGGAUUCCGAUCGAGGAGAUGAACCGGGUGUGGAGGUCGCAUUGGUAUUGGUCGAGAUUCAUGGAGGAUUCCGAGUUCGAGAAUGGGUUCGAGCUCGGGAAUGGUAAGGGCAACGCUCAAGCUCCUAAGAAUGUAUGAUUUUCUGAUUUCGGAUUCGUUUCCUUAAUUUGGAUCUUAUAGAUUUGUAUUUGUUGGUGAGAUGAUGUUAGUAUAGAUAUAUGACAAAACAAGAAAAAAAAAAAACAUGUAUUUAUUGUUGUUAUUAUUUGGUUUGGCAUAUAUUUAUAAUAACCAAAGGCAAUAUAAAUUGCAAUGGGUUUGAUUAAAAA
Molecule: messenger RNA, 1898 nt
Organism: Tarenaya hassleriana
Lineage: Eukaryota; Viridiplantae; Streptophyta; Magnoliopsida; Brassicales; Cleomaceae
Product: sugar transport protein 1
Exons: 5
Coding region: 133-1707 (524 amino acids)
Biological process (GO): monosaccharide transmembrane transport
Cellular component (GO): membrane
Molecular function (GO): monosaccharide transmembrane transporter activity
Source: RefSeq, a predicted model, not a curated record